UGUUUCCGACCCUGCCUGCCUCUGACCUGUCUUCGUCGUCUGUUUCCCGGUGAACUCACCACCCUUCUGUCCUUGACCAUGAGCUCUGCCUCAACAUCUCUGGUUUUCAUCUACCUGUGGCUGUGUGGUGUUUUCCUGCAACGACGAUUCAGCGUACGCAGGCGUAGCAAAGCAUGUAGAGCUGGACUGAAGGAGCAUGACGAGCUGGUUGCCAUUGGCGACCACAUGUGUGCAGAGCUCAGUCAUGCUCAGGCCAUGAGCCUCAUCGACACAGAGAGCUCAACACUCAACCUGAGGGUUAAAAGGGCUCCUCCUGGAUUCCACUGCUCCACGGGGGUCCUGUCUCCCCCCGCAGGCCCCUUGCCCUCCCACUGUUCCUCCAUCCUCUCCCCCAGGGGCGUCACUUCCCCUCCAGACAGUGAGGCGUACUACGGAGAGACAGACAGUGAUGCAGAUACACAGUCACUCACACACCGUCGCCAACGCCGCACACCUCCUCAUGCACGCUCACCUGCGCGCUAUGACAACCAAGAAGAGGAGGAGACCUCAGAGAUGAGCGGGUAUGAGAGCGCCACAGAUGUAGGCCUUUCUAUGCAGGGGCAGUGGGACGGUCAGGGUCUUGUCGGCGUCCCUCGCAGAGAGCUCAUCUACCAGCCACUCCAGACUGAGUGGACCACUCCAACACACACCCCACACACUUUAACCCCUCACACACUCACACCGACCCCUGAUCAGGGGUUAAUGGAAGCAGAGGGAGAAGGGGACAGUGGCUUCCAGGAGGCAGGAGGCUGCAUCGGGCUGGCCUGCCCACCGCUUGUGUCUCCAGAACGAGCGAAAGAGGCUUUGAUGUCGGGCUCUGGUAAACAUCUGGUACCUAUGGUGGGACCACAGCAGACCCCAGUCAGCGACGAGCUCUCCACCACCUACAUGGACAAAGCACGGCAAGCCAAGCUGCAGCGUGGGGAGAGUGUGGUGGAGAAACAGGUGAAAGAAGCUCGCACUAAAUGCCGCUCUAUUGCCUCAUUGCUGACUGAUGCUCCCAACCCCAACUCGAAGGGGGUGCUUAUGUUCAAGAAACGCCGGCAGAGGGCCAAGAAGUACACACUGACCUGCUUCGGCAAAGCUGAGGGAGACAGAGGAGGGGAGACAGAAGGAGACACAGGAGGGGAGACAGAGGAGGAAGGAGGAAGCUCCAUUCUGAGUGGAUCAGAGGUUGACGAAGAGGGAUUCUCUGCAUCGUUUGACCCUACGUGGGACACAGGUUAUCUAGACCUGCUGGACAGAAGAAGCUCUGCCUGCCCGUCAACCACACCAACAACUCCAACAACGCCAACAACCAAUCACAGCUCAGUGCUGGACAUCUCAGCUUAUCAGACACCAGGACUUUUGACCUCUGUCAGUCAAAGCCCAGGGUUGGAGGUCUCAGGGCCGGAGAGCUCAGCCUAUCAGGGCUCAAGGCUGGAGAGCAGCAUCACAAAGCAGCCAAUCAGUAAUCAGCCUGCACACAUGUCUCCUCCAGCUGUGGCCCUGACCAAUGGGGGGUUGGUGGCUGUGAGUCGGGCUAGUGUUGUUCUGAGACCGCCCUCUCAGACGCCCCUUCCAAGUCAAAACGGGCAACAUGGCAACCCUAAUCCCAGUCCGAACCCUAAUCUUAGUCCAGUCACAGACUCAGAUCAUCACGUGAAUCCAAGUGUUCUGAACCGCACCGCGCGCCCCUUCACCCCAGGCCCCGCUGCUCCUCGUGCGUCUGUAACCUCUGUUAUGUUUCGCCCCCCCCAACCCAAACCCACGGCCAUGACCAUGGCGACCAAACCUGUGGCGGCCGUCUCCAUGGUGACGAUCCAGCCUUCUCGCCUUCAGUCAGGGCCAGAUGCGAGAAGAGCGGUGUCUAGCACCUCCCUGUACAUCCCUCCAAGAAAUAACAACAGCAACACUCCCCCCUCUGUUAACUCGCCUCCCUCCUCUCUGUCUUCUGCAGCUUUCUCCCAGCCCGCCACAAAUCCGCACACAUUUUCCCCUCAGCCCGCAGCGUAUGCUCCCCCCUCCACCCCAUUCUCUUCGUCUGCUCAACCCUUCUCCUCUACAGCUCCACAGCAAUUCCCCUCUCCUCCUGCUCCUGCUUAUCCACCUCCCUCCACCUGCAUUCCUGCUUCUCCCAUCUCCCCUCCACAUCCCCCUGAUCUGACUCAGUCCUCCUUCCAUGCCCAGCCUGCUCCUCCUCCUCCUCCUCCUCCUCCCGCCCAACCUCCUCCAUCUCCAUCUGUCCACCCCUACAUCAACAUGACAGGUGCUGUGACUCCUGGUCCCCAUGCUGCCGUGGCAACCGCAUCACCUACCCAGGCUCCUGCCGCCGAUUCCCUGGCGACACGUGAGGAGCGCAUCUCGGUCCCUGCCGCUCGCACCGGCAUCCUGCAUGAAGCCCGUCGUCGUAGCAACAAGAAGCCGAUGUUCUGUGCAGUCCAGAACAAAGAUAUUAAUCCAAACCCAGACUUGCUGUCGAUGGUCCAGAACAUGGACGACCACUUUGGGAAAGUCACAGGCGCCGAGCCCGGAGCUGCGCCCAGCGGGGAGGCCGGGCAUGAGUCAGGGCCUGAGGAGGACUGGCUGAGGCUGGGGGCAGAGGCCUGCAACUUCAUGCAGGCUCAGCGAAGACCCAGGCCACCUCCUGUAGCUCCCAAACCCCAAACCCCUCAGGUGCCACAGCUGGCGGGGAAAGGAGGUGAGCUGUUUGCUCGCAGGCAGAACAGGAUGGAUCGCUACAUUGUGGAGCGAUCUCCCUCUGUCGCUGCAGCACCUUUCUCUCCCGCCCAGACGAGGGAGUCCUCGCCCACACCUUCUCUCCCUGCCACCUGGAAGUACUCAUCCAGCAUCCGUGCUCCUCCGCCCAUCAGCUACAACCCCCUCCUCUCUCCCUCCUGCCCUCUGAAGGCCCAGAAGAAGCCUGAGGUGUCAAAGACAAAGUCUGGGCCAGCUGGAUCUAAAGGUCAGAAAGCCGGCCUCAAGUCCGUGGAUGUCAUGAGCCACCAGCCCUACCAGCUCAACUCUACUCUGUUCAGCUAUGGGGGCGGGGUUCCCCAGCACACCUCUACCUAUCAGCAGCAGGGAGGAAUGACAAGUGGUCCUCAGAAGACAGCACGGGUGUAUGAGGUGAAGCGCUUCUCCACGCCGCCGCCAAUAUCCACAGGGCCCGCACUCAAAGUUGUUGUACCCCGAUCAGCUACAACACUUGGAGAGCCACUGUGGUGCUCUGAUGUCACAUCUCCCCCACCCACAGUUGGCCCCACCCCCUACCAACCCUACCAGCCUCAACCCCAACCUCAGUGGGCCACCUCCCCUCUGUCUCCCCCACCUCCCCCUGCCCCUACUGCUCCACUCCCUCAGCUCCCCACCUUCUCUGCUGCCCCUGCUCUAGUCCAGUCUCCAACUUUUUUGCACCUUCCACCCUCCAGCAACACGCAGGCCAACAGGCAGUUUAAGAGCGCCCCAGAUCUGAGUCCCGUCGGCCCCGCUGGUGCCUCUCGGCCAGCAUCCAGCAGCACUCACCCGAGCAGAGUCCCCAGACCCAGGUUCAGCACCUCCAACCUGGGUCUGCAGCCUUGCGUCUGGCGCCCUGGAUCCACUACGCACUAAAGCGACUCUGCUGCGGACAUGAUUAACCACGGCUCUGUGGGAACACGGAGCAACAUUUUUUAAAUGUGUUUUAAGUAUUGUAAUAUUGUUAUUCAGAUCUUCAGCUUGGGGAUUUACCAGCCACGUUUUUAUCACAAGAUCUGUUUGUAUCAGCCACCCAUGUAGCACAUUUUCUCACUUAAAUUUAAUCUUGUUGACUCAUUUAUUCAAAUGAAUUUGGCUGCAGUUAGAGGGAACACUGUUUUGCAAAGGAAAUGUGAUCUGGAAACAAGAGAAAAGUAAAAAAAAAAAAAAAAAAAGGGAUCAACGGCAGAUUGAAAGGGACAGAAAGAGACACGGGGAAGCUGGAAUAAAGUUCUGUAAAUACUGUAUUGAAUGAUAAAGAAUUAAGUGUAAACAUAAAAAAAGAAGAAUAGAGGAUGUGACAAGACAA
Molecule: messenger RNA, 4063 nt
Organism: Epinephelus lanceolatus (giant grouper)
Lineage: Eukaryota; Metazoa; Chordata; Actinopteri; Perciformes; Serranidae
Gene: synpo2lb
Product: synaptopodin 2-like b
Biological process (GO): positive regulation of actin filament bundle assembly
Cellular component (GO): actin cytoskeleton; Z disc; nucleus
Molecular function (GO): actin binding
Source: RefSeq, a predicted model, not a curated record